This is a messenger RNA of Folsomia candida, 908 nucleotides long. RefSeq lists its product as uncharacterized. Bases 120 to 728 code for a protein of 202 amino acids. The record is from RefSeq and is a predicted model, not a curated record. NCBI's taxonomy places the organism in Eukaryota, Metazoa, Arthropoda, Collembola, Entomobryomorpha, Isotomidae. The transcript has 4 exons.
CUGCGGACCAACGUUGGGCGUUUGGGCGCUGGAGACCCUGGGCGUGGGCGCUGGAGACAAAAAACUCCGUUGAAAUUGAGAUAUUCUGCGUACGAAGCGCGCGCAUUUCAUUACUAAAUAUGUCGUGUCAACAAAAUAUUCAGGACCUUUACAUAUUUCCUCCAAAAAUAUUCCGGAAGACAAGGAUAAGAGCGUUACGAUUAAUUCGACUCACAGAACAUAAUUUGUUGUCUCGCCGUUUUCGAAGGGUUAGAGCACUGUCGGACGGGUUUCACUGCGUCAUCGGUAAUAAAGAGAGUCUUGUGAAAGUCGAAUUAGGACAUCUGAGAAUUUGUUCAGCUAAAAAAGGGGCUAAAACUAAAGAGAUGAUAGGAUUACCGUUAAAUAGUCAUAUAACUCCCUUCAAUCGCUCAGUAUGCCUGCAAAUUUUGGAUUCUGAUGAGAAAACGGUGAACACAACUAGGACCUUCAACUUUUCCCAGGGACACAUUGCAACCAUGUUCUACAACGCUUUGUGUAAGGACAGGAGUGCUGAUUCAGACAGCGACGAUGAGUCCGAUACCAGCACCACAUCCAGCUAUAACCCCGAUGAUUAUGCGAUUCGAGGCUUGGUAACCCCAUCACCGUUUUCAGACGGAGAGCAUAGCGAUGAAGGAGGAGCGGGUCACUACGACCAGAAAACUAAAGAUGACGCCGUGCCUCUGGGAAAAAACCCGAGAAGAGACUAAACGCAUAUGACAUGUGUCCAAAAGCAAAUUCCGGUUAAUCUAAUCUUCUUUCCAGUUAAUGUGGCUAAAUAUUUUUAGUAUACUUCUAGAGUUGAUGUUCGAAAUACAGUAGAUGAACUAUAAAAGCAAAAACCAUUAUUAUUGUUGUUAUUAUAGUAUUUAUCAUUAUCACCGUUAUCA